Molecule: messenger RNA, 1802 nt
Organism: Nanorana parkeri
Lineage: Eukaryota; Metazoa; Chordata; Amphibia; Anura; Dicroglossidae
Product: putative inhibitor of apoptosis
Exons: 8
Coding region: 1-1800 (599 amino acids)
Biological process (GO): regulation of apoptotic process
Cellular component (GO): nucleus; cytoplasm
Source: RefSeq, a predicted model, not a curated record
AUGGAAGAAUUGAACAACAGCCAAUUUCUGUCAAAUCUGCUGAAAUCUGACCCAGCUAUCGGCACUAUAACUUUGGAACUGUCAUGUGAACUCUACCGCAUCUCCACAUUUUCUAAAUUUCCAAAUAAUGUGCCUGUUUCUGAGCGAAGCCUUGCCAAAGCUGGUUUUUAUUACACCGGUGUCGAUGACAAAGUAAAAUGCUUCACCUGUGGGUUAAUGCUAGAUAAUUGGAAAAGGGGAGACAUUGCAUUUGAAAAACAUAAGAAGCUAUGUCCAAGCUGUAGCUUCAUCCAGAACGCAAAUUCAGUCAAUCUUGGAGCAUCCUUGUAUUCAGCUUUCUCGCCUCCAAGUUCUCUGAACAGUCCGCUGCAGCCUGAAGAAGGUGUUAUAAACAUAUCUUACAAAAGUAUUCCUCAUGAUUCAGUUACAUCAAGGUCCGUGGAGGACAUGUCCCACCUAAGGAGCAGUGACAAUUCUUGCAUGUACACCGAAGAAGCCAGGCUACACAGUUUCACAAACUGGCAAGUAACAUUCUUAAAUCCCAGUGAACUUGCUAAAGCUGGAUUCUACUACUUAGGUCCAGGAGACAGAGUGGCUUGUUUUGCCUGUGACGGGAAGUUAAAUAAUUGGGAGCCUAAUGAUAACGCUUUGGCAGAACACCGCAGACACUUUCCAGAUUGUUCUUUUGUGAGCGCAGCUGCAAAGCCAUCGCUGAGAUCCAAUGUUUCUAAUGUUUGCAUGCAGACCACAUCUUCUCGGCUGAAAACCUUCUUAAAUUGGCCUUCGAGGAUUCCGGUGACACCCAAAAAACUAUCUGAAGCUGGAUUUUACUAUGUUGGACGGAAUGAUGACGUAAAGUGUUUCUGUUGUGAUGGUGGAUUGAGAUGCUGGGAGUCUGGAGAUGACCCUUGGGUUGAACAUGCAAAAUGGUUUCCAAGGUGUGAAUAUCUGUUGCACAUUAAAGGUCAGGGCUUUGUCCGAGACAUUCAAGAGCGGUAUCCACAUCUUCUAGAUCAGUUGCUAUCUACUUCAGAAUCUCAAAAUGAAGCCCAGUAUCCACCCAUUAUUCGCUUGGAUAAAGAAAGUAACCAGGAUGAUGAGACUUACAUGAACACUACAGUGGUCCAAGAUGUUCUGGCUAUGGGCUUCAACCGCCGAUUGGUCAAGGAAACCAUAUUUAAUAAAAUACUGACCUCAGGAGGGGAUUACAAAGAUACUGUGGAGUUGGUGACUGAUUUAUUGAGUGCCCAAAAAGAGCAGACUGAAGAGGAGAAAGACAGACAGUCGGAGCAGAAUUCAGAAGAUGAGGUUUCUGUAAUAAGGAAAAGUUACCUUGCCCUGGCGCAGAGAAUGACAUCUUGUCUGUGCAUGGCGAUUUCGGAUGAACUUCUGUCUGCACAGGUUAUAAGUUAUGAGGAGUAUGAUACCAUAAAGAGCAAGAAAACGCAGACUCUACAAGCCCAGGAUCUGCUUGAUAAAGUUUUGACCAAAGGAAAAAAUAUAGUUGAAACUUUCAAAAAGAGCCUUGAUGUCCAAGACCCCGGGCUGUACAAGGAAUUAUUCAUUGAACAGUCUUUGAGAAGUCAAGCAUCAGAUGACUAUUCAGAUUUGCCUAUGGAAGAGCAAUUAAGAAGAUUGCAAGAAGAGCGGACCUGUAAAAUUUGUAUGGACCAAGAAGUGUCCAUCGUCUUUAUUCCAUGUGGGCAUCUAGUAGUAUGCAAGGAUUGUGCACCAUCCCUACGGAAAUGCCCGAUUUGCAGAGGAAUAAUUAAAGGAACAGUUCGCACAUUUCUUUCAUGAAA